Messenger RNA from Linum tenue, 409 nucleotides. The record is from the annotation of a GenBank genome assembly. NCBI's taxonomy places the organism in Eukaryota, Viridiplantae, Streptophyta, Magnoliopsida, Malpighiales, Linaceae.
GAGAAGUUCAGUUUGAGUGCAGGGAAGUUAUGAGAAACUCAUAGGGAAGCGUUACUUCAAUUCGCACUAUAAUUUUUGAGAGAUAUCUACAUUGGCAGCUGAGAGCGACGGAAUGUAUGAGCAUGCAAGUGAAGUUUUUUCAAAUUUGCUGAAAGAUUUGCAGGAAAUGAAGAUGUGCUCAAAUGGUGGAAAAUUUAAUGAGAUAUUAUGUUCUAAUCAUGAAGAAGAAUAUCCAACUGUAGCUGGAGUUAAAUCAAAACUACCAUUGGUCUUGGAUGACCAAAAUGAAGAACUAAAGGUGCAUUAAAGCGAUAAAAAAGUGAUAUAGUUCAAUCAAAACUAAAGGGUAAGAAAGUGAAAACUAGUUCUUCUCGGUAAGUAGCACUGAACUACAAAUACAGAAAAAUCA